AUGUUAAACGAAGUUGUGUUUCAAAUUGGUUUGUCAAAUGAAGAACAGGCCUUCUAUGGGAUAUUGUUUAAACAACUAGAUCCAGAGGAUUUGGGUAUAGUAACUGGUGAAGUUUUAAAACCAAUUUUCUCUUCUUCUGGAUUGUCUCCACAGGUCCUGUCCCAACUAUGGGAGUUAGUUGAUGUGAACCAAAAGGGUUUCUUGAAUAAACAUGAAUUUUACGCUGCCAUGAGAUUGAUUGCAAACUUGCAACAGCAACCAAGUUUAAAUGUAUCAAAGGAAUUAUACUCAAUUCCUCCUUCGCAGUUGCCAAGGGUAGCCAAUUCCCAAUCAAAUGAUCUUCAACCUGCUAAUACCCAACAGCAACAGCAACAGCAACAGCAACAGCAACAACAACAACAAAUUCCAUCUCCUUCUUCUAACGAUAUAGCAAAAUUUUCUCAAUUAUUUGAUAGGUCAACUGGUGGUAGUUCUUUAUUAUCAGGUGAUAAAGCAAAAGAUAUCUUUUUGAAAGCAAGACUAGAUAAUCAAUCACUUGGUGAGAUUUGGGGAUUAUGUGACAGAAAUGCUUCUGGUUCUUUGGAUAAAGCAGAAUUCGUUAUGGCAAUGUAUUUGAUACAAUUGACCUUAUCUAAUCAUCCUUCAAUGAACCCCGUCCCUUCUGUUCUGCCUGCUCAAUUAUGGACAGCAGUACAACAAAGUAAUAAUGUAAAUAGUAACUUCAAUCAACCACAGCAACCACACGUUCAAGCAACUCCAUUGAGCAACAACUCUACAGGUGUUUCUUCAACUUUAGGUAGACAACCAACUCUUUCUCGUGUCUCUUCCGGUGCAUUUACAAAUGCCGCUAAAGAUUGGGAACUAUCCUUUGAAAAGAAAAAUCAAUUCGAUGCGAUUUUUGAUUCCUUGGAUAAAUCACAUGUUGGUUCCUUGGGUUCGCAAGUUUUGGUUCCAUUCUUUGUCUCAUCAAGGUUAAAUCAAGAAACGCUAGCCAAUAUCUGGGAUUUGGCCGAUAUUCAUAACAAUGCAGAAUUUACUAAAUUAGAAUUUGCUAUUGCAAUGUUCUUAAUCCAAAAGAAAAAUGCAGGUGUGGAAUUGCCAGAUGUAAUCCCAGAACAAUUACUACAAUCUGCUGCAUUGGGAUUGUACCAACAAUCUCAAAUGUCUUUGCCAUCUAGGGAAUCAAAACCUUCUUUUAAUGAACAACCUGUACAAAUGACACCAAACUCUCAAAUUUCUCCAGUACAACAACAAAAUACUAAUAACAGUUCCUUGAAUGAUCUAUUAGCCUUAAAUGCUUCUUUCUCCUCUCCUGUUAACCAACAACCUUUGGCUGAUACCACUCCGUCUCCUUCCCAAAAUCAAAUGGUUCCUCCUUUGAAGAAAUUUUCCUCAACUUCAAACUUUGGUCAAAAUGUAAUUAGAGAGGAAGACGAAAAUAUUGAACAAGACUUCCAUUCAAACCCUUUCCCUGCCACUAAUAUUCCUCAACAAGUCGCACCACAAAGAUCCGUAACUGAUAUUUCUAGUGGCCAAUUCAAGCAAAGUUCUGUUCUUCCUCAAGUUCCACCUCAUCGUGCGCCUUCUGUAUCUUUGAAAACAGUCCCAAACUUUAACUCUCUAAAUAUUUCAAGAAACUCAACUGGUGGUGUUCUUCCAACAGGUUCUGGUAUGCAAACAAGUACAAAUACUCCUAUGUCAAGGAAUACAGAUUUGUUUGCAGAUGCUGCAGCAUCUGCAGAACUAUCUAGUGCUACAACUGAAUUGGCUAAUUUAUCUAAUCAAGUUAAUUCGUUGACGAAACAGGCCAGUAUUACUACUGAAAAGAAAUCUAAAGCGACUCAGGAAUUAAAGAAAAUUAAUGAUUUGAAGUUAACCAUAGAAAAUAAGCUAGCUACUCUACGUGCUACACAAGAGCAAAACUUACAGCAAUCCCAACAAUUAGAAAACACAUUAUCUUCAAUUGAUGCUGAAAAUGAAACGUUGAAAAACCAAGCUGUACAAAUUGAAACAACUUAUAACGCAUGCGAAACCGAACUAAAUCAGUUAAUGCAAAGUCUUGCUGAAGGUCAGAAGAAGAAUUUAGCCUUGAGAGAGGAAAUAACUAGCGUUAAUUCAAAAUCAGCUUUGAUCCAAACUCAAUUAAACCAAAAGCAGGAAGAAGUUAGACAGACUAGAUCUACAAUAGAUGAAACAAGUAAGGAUAUGGCGCUUUCCGUAUUUACUGCAAGUUUCUUAGAAAAUGAAAUAAAAUCUCUAACUGAUAAAUUAUCUGUCUACUUAACAAAACACAAUGAAUUAGAUGAUUAUCAAAAGAAGAUAGAUCAACAGCAAGAGCAAUUACAAACUAAAUAUAGUGACUUAGAAAAUAGGAGUGGUGAUUUGAAAAUACGUAGCGAACAGUUGAAUCAACGUAAUAUGGAGAUUCAAGAGCAAGAAAACUUAUAUGGGCAGCAUAUUGAAAGUUUACAAACAAUGUUUGAUGAUUUGAAUAAGAGAAAAGUUAUUUAUGAUGAAGCUAAUGAAAAUUUAAAACAACAGCAUAUAGAGUAUGCCCAAAAGGUAAAAGAACUCUUCGAUAGACAACUGAAAUUACCUGUAGAGGAUGCCGAACGAUUAGAAGAAUCUCAUGCUGAACAAGUUUCUAAAUUUGUUGAGGAUUCCGUUGCUAACUCUUCCUUAGGAAAUGUAGCAUCUAGAAACGAGGAUUCUAUAUCUAACGACAAUAGUAUUUCAGAUGUUGGUAAAGAAGUAAAUGUAACUAAAUCCAUAACUGAUGAACCUGUCUCACAAGAAAUUGAGAAUAGAGGUGAAAUUGGAGGCCCUAUUGAAAAGAAUGUUUCAUUAGAGAGUCAGAACCAUAUUCCUGGGGACUGGGAGUCAGCGAAGGUAUCAGAAACUAAACCUAAGGAAACGAGUGUUUCUGAUACUAGUUCUGAUGAGGAUGAGGAUAACUUCCAAGACACUAGAGAGGAGUUUUUUGAAUCAUAUGGUGAUGUAAGUGAUUCUACACCUACAGUUGAACGUAAUGUAGAAAUUGGUCAACCAAGUGCAACUACCAUUAUACAAGACCCUGGAUAUAUCAAUAAAGAAGUGGAUAUACCUCAAGUACCAAAAGGAGCUUCUCCGGUUACACAAACCUUGCCUGUUGAAGCUCCACUACCUGUUGAAGCCCCACUACCUGUUGAAGCCCCACUUCCUGUUGAAGCCCCACUUCCUGUUGAAGCCCCACUUCCUGUUGAAGCCCCACUUCCUGUUGAGCCAACAAUUCAUGAUGAAUUUGAUAAUGCAUUUGCUGGUUUAGAACAAACUGCUGUCGAGGAUCCUUUGACGGCUGAUUCUCAGUUACAACCUAACACUGAAGAAUUUGAAAAUAUUGAACAUGCGGAUUUAGAAGAUGAAUUACAGAGAAAUAACUUUACUGAGCUUGAUAACUCAGUUAAUCCGCAAUCCGGGAAUGUUGGUAACGAUGAAUGGGAAGAUUUAUUUGCUGGUUUUGGAAACGCAAAACCAGCAAAUAGGGACUUCCAACAACCACGACAAGAUAUUCCGGUACAACAAGCUAACAGUUUACCACCAACACCAAUAAACCGUGGAGUUGCUACAACACCAAAGUCAUUAGCGAUUGAAGAAUUAAGUGGAAUGGGUUUUUCGAAAGAAGAAGCUACUAGAGCUUUAGAAAGAUGUGGAUACGAUUUGGAAUCAGCUACUAACUAUUUGCUAGAUAAUGCAUAA
Molecule: messenger RNA, 3735 nt
Organism: Vanderwaltozyma polyspora DSM 70294
Lineage: Eukaryota; Fungi; Ascomycota; Saccharomycetes; Saccharomycetales; Saccharomycetaceae
Gene: EDE1
Product: Ede1p
Exons: 1
Coding region: 1-3735 (1244 amino acids)
Biological process (GO): endocytosis; endosomal transport
Cellular component (GO): cytoplasm; plasma membrane
Molecular function (GO): protein binding; calcium ion binding
Source: RefSeq, a predicted model, not a curated record